Messenger RNA from Chondrus crispus (carragheen), 291 nucleotides. RefSeq lists its product as hypothetical. The transcript has a single exon. NCBI's taxonomy places the organism in Eukaryota, Rhodophyta, Florideophyceae, Gigartinales, Gigartinaceae. Bases 1 to 291 code for a protein of 96 amino acids. The record is from RefSeq and is a predicted model, not a curated record.
AUGCUCGAUCAGGUGAUAUAUGCUGGUGUUGGGAGAAGGAGCUGCUCUGUUCGGAGGCUGCUUCUGGGGCUUCUGUGGAUCCAUGGUUGUCGCAUUAAAACACUUGCAUAUUUGGCGAUACUGGUCUUCUUCUUUCAGUGCACGACGGAAAUUGCAUACCUAUUUACAAAGGGAAGAACAGAUGUUGCAAGUUCUUGUCUUAAGUCGAUAUUGCUCUCGUGGGAUACUACCGUGUACCGUCUAGUGGGUUCUACAGGAUGUUCAAGUAGCAUAGGCAACCUUCUGGCUUGA